UGUAAAAAAAGCUUCGCUGGAAACAGUAGGGCCCGUCUCUGCCUUCUAAGUGAUGCUUCUUUUCCUAGUUCGCCUUAGUCUCUCUCGUGUGUUGGGAGAAUAGGUACACGUCGUUCGAGCGGCAUAGACUUUUCUGUGAAUGCGACGAAUUCAGAGCCAGUAGUCCACUUUUCCUUUGGCUCCCAGUCCGUCGACUACGCAUUGGAUGUUAACAACGACGUCCUUGAGGUUUGCAGACUUGCCUUGACUGCGUGGUUGGUGGUAGAACUUGGUUUGGUACUGAAGCAAAAAAAACGAAAAGAAAGAAAGAAAGAAAGAAAAGCAUCAUGGCCAUCAACGAUCACCAACGAUGGGCGAGAAUUAACAUGGAACUACGAAUCGAGCUUCCCGCCGGAAGGUACGCGAUCGCAUGGAGGAAUUUUAUCAUCACCCUUUAUGAACAGAUUGAACACUGGAUGGAACAGCGACGUCGGGAAGUCAGAUAUACCACGUGGGACUUUUGCAUCAUACAUUCGCGAAGCAGACGGGACCGCGAGGCUGCUAAAGCGUUCAAGCGGCUUCUGGAAACGACAUUGGGCAUCAUAGGAAGAACCUUUGAUGACAUCGAACUGGGCGAGAACACCCUCGAGGCGGCGUCGGCGAUGGUGACGGGCAGCACCAAAGCCUUCAUCAUCGUUAGCAAAUACUUAGAUCUUCCAGAUUUUCCAAAGUUUGUUUUCCAGUCUGCCCUCAUGGCGCAGCUGCACCGCCCCGACUGGAAGAGAAAGCUGGUGCCCGUGUACCUGCCGGGGCGUACGGACAACCCGCCCUUACUCCUCGCUGGUCUGCAAGGGUUCACGCUGGGUGACGACCCCCGCACGGUGGAACUCGUGAGUCAUGACAUCCCGGUGGACGACCAGAUCCGCGUACGGCAGCAGCGGCAGCGGACCGAGGCGAACCUCCUGGAGGAGCUGCGGCAGGGGAGGGCCCAGCGCCUGAACGAGAUCCGCGAGGUGGUGGCAGAGCUCCGGGAACAAUUCGGGGAAAACCACGACCCCACGGGAGCUCUGGGUCAGAUCAGUGAGCAACUGAGGUCAGCUGUUUACGACGCGAGCGGCAGUGGAGCGAGUCAGAUCGUCAACGUUUCCCAGAGCGCCUCCGUCAGCGUGGGUCCUUCCUUUCAUAUCGCGGUCCACGUGCAAAAGGACACCCCGACCUCCUCGCGACCCGGGACGCCCUUCAGCGACGAUGAUUUCUUCAGCUGCUGUGAAUCCACCUCUUCAUACAGUUAAUGCUUUUCUUUAAGCUUUUUUUUCUGCAUUGUUCUCCAUUUUCUCUCUCUCAUGCUCUCUGUUUCGUUUGUAAUGUUAUGUUCGUAUCGUGUUUUGAUUUUCAUUCUCCUGUGGUUAACUACAUUGCUGUCUUUAAAUAAGACCUACUUACCAGGGUUGGGUUCAAAUACAGGCGACUGUACUUAAGCCCAAGUCCAAGUACCUGCAUAUUUUUCAUGUACAAAUACAGUCAAUUUGCUAUGUACAUGUCAUUGUUCUUAAGUACAAGUACUUUUUUAAAGUACGAAAGUUAGUAGUUUUCGUAUAUACACAUUAAUUAGUACACUGUUAAAAACUGGGAUUCGAUAUAGAAAAGUAUAUGGAAAUUCUACCUUUAUUUUAGCACCUUGCAAAACAAGAACAUAUACUUUAUUAAUAACUUGAAUAAAUAAUAUUCCCGAUGUUGCAAAUGCAAAAGACUAUCCAUACACUUUUCAUGUCAAUGAUAAAUAAACUUUUGACGCAGGGCAUUAAAACUCGUCACAUGUUCUAUGCUAACAAUAUAGUAUUAUAACUAAAACUAGCUGAUAAGUACAGAUGAUUUUAUUGAACAUAAAUUUGUCCCUCAUGCGACUCAUUGUGCAA
Penaeus monodon (black tiger shrimp) is the source of this 1895-nucleotide messenger RNA. RefSeq lists its product as uncharacterized. Bases 327 to 1271 code for a protein of 314 amino acids. The transcript is spliced from 7 exons. NCBI's taxonomy places the organism in Eukaryota, Metazoa, Arthropoda, Malacostraca, Decapoda, Penaeidae. The record is from RefSeq and is a predicted model, not a curated record.